This is a messenger RNA of Sciurus carolinensis (gray squirrel), 3752 nucleotides long. It is a transcript of the gene Cep70, whose product is annotated as centrosomal protein 70. The record is from RefSeq and is a predicted model, not a curated record. The transcript is spliced from 18 exons. Gene Ontology annotation, biological process: cilium assembly; regulation of microtubule cytoskeleton organization. Gene Ontology annotation, molecular function: gamma-tubulin binding. Bases 1267 to 3150 code for a protein of 627 amino acids. Lineage: Eukaryota; Metazoa; Chordata; Mammalia; Rodentia; Sciuridae. Gene Ontology annotation, cellular component: centrosome.
AGGGACGCCCCCGAGCCUCAGCGCAUCUCGGCUCCGCCCGCCGUCAGCCGCAGCCCGCACCCCGGGCCUCGGCCCGCCGCCAGCAGGAAGUGCCCGGAACUCACCCCGCGCGGGCCGCGGCCACACUGCGCGGGAUCCCAGGGCCCUCGUAGCCGCCGCCCCCAGGACAUGCGGUCGGACCCCGGCGGCGGCCAGGCGCGGGGCCGCCGGGGGCUGCGGCAGGGGCGCCGGGGCGGGGCGCCGGGGGCUGCGGCAGGGGCGUAGUGGCGGGCGCAGGCCCGGGCCGCCCCACCUGGGCCGCGUCUCACCUGUGCGCCGCGGGCUCUGGAGGCAGCGCCGAGCAGCCGGUUGGUUCCGACUUAGCCUAAGCGGCCGCGCGGCCUUACUUCCUUCUCCGGGAACCAGUCGCUGCCGGCUGGAGGCUGGAAGCUGCUCUGGCGCGAUCCCAGUGCGCUGUUUGUCGCGCCUCAGGUCCCCGGGGGCGCCCGGAGAGGGCCGCCACCCGCCUCUCCGCGCCACGGUCCCACCCCCCGCCGCUGCCCGGGCAGCCGGCCGCCACCCGAAGCGUUCCCGGGACCUGCACUGCGCUGCGUGCAGUCUCCCAGCCAACGAAUGUGGGGCCGGCCCGUGGUGGCCUGGACGCUGGGGCUCAACCUGGUGGGCCUACUCUGAAGCCAUGCCCAAGGUCAACCUGAACGUGGCCCUCACUCCUUAAAACCGUCUGCUUCCUGUUACUGCUUUACUUUAAAGACCAACGCUCCUUAAAGCGGGUUAAUCCCCAGCCCUCAAUCCCUGUUCCUCUGCAGAGACAUGCCUCAUCCAUUUUAUUGUUGAAGUUGUUCUUCAAAUACUAUUUCCUAAGAAAACCCCUCUUGGUCUGUAAGGCUUGUAGCACUUGUCUUCCUCUUUCCUAGUUCCUUUAAGGAUGUGCAAUGUGUGUGAUUUUAAUGUGUACACCGAGGUCCAUGAAAGCAGGGGUCGUGGCUGCUUGACUCCGCGUGGUUAUUAUCUACAUUCGCACCGUGCAAACACGUAGUAGUUCAGAUGGUGAAUGAAUGAAGAACAGCUUGAGCUGUUUCUCUGCUUCCUACAUGUCAUGAACUGAGCAGCUUUCUUCUGCCAAGCCCUUCCACCAUGAUGGUCUUCCUUCUACCCAGAGUUAUGGAGUUAACUGACCUUGGACUGACUCUGAAACCCCUCAUCAGAUGAAGAUCCAGUUUCAGACAUGAGACUCACUGGGUAAUGACUUAAUUGAGAUCAACUCAAAUGACCAGGUAUCAAAUGCAAGAGGAAUGUGCUAUGACUGAGGCAACUCAAAUUUUCUUAUUAUGCUCUUCUUUUGAUUCUACAAAAGAAACUAUGUCUCCGGUAGCCCCUAAAUCUCAGGAGUCCAGUCAGUUAUCAAAAAAACUCAUGCUUGAAAAACAGCAGGAAGAAGCAGAAUGGGAAAAUAUAAAUGUGCUGUUGAUGAAGCAUGGCUUAAAAUCUUUGUGCUUAGUCAAAAGACCAGAUAUUAAAGAUCUCAUCCUUUUUGACAAACAAUCAUCACAGAGGAUGAGACAGAAUUUGAAAACGUUGAUGGAAGAAACGGCACGUCAACAGAACAUGAUACAGGAGCUUAUAGAACAUAACCAGCAGCUUAAAAAUGAACUUCAGCUAGAACAAAACCGAGCAGCCCAUCAAGAACAGCGAGCUAAUGAGUUGGAACAAAUAAUGGAGAGUGUGAAAGCCAAAAUUGGUGAAUUGGAGGAUGAAUCCCUAAAUAGGGUUUGCCAGCAACAAACUAAAAUUAAAGAUCUUCAAAAGGAGCAGAAAACUUUACAGGUGAAAUGCCAACAUUACAAGAAAAAACGAAUGGAACAACAAGAGGUUAUUGCUUCUUUGCAAAAGGAUAUCUGUAGAUUUACAAAGGAGGAAGAAGAGCGCAUCAUCACUCAAAACAGAGUGUUUGCUUAUCUCUGCAGAAGAGUUCCUCACACCGUCCUGGAUAGACAGUUGCUUUGCCUAAUUGACUACUAUGAAUCUAAAAUAAGAAAAAUCUAUACACAAAGGCAAUAUAAAGAAGAUGAAAGUCAGUCAGAAGAAGAAAAAGACUAUCGAAAUAUGGGUGCAUCACCGACUUAUAAAUGCCUUCUAGUGUCAUUACAGAAUCAACUCAAGGAUGCCAAGUCCAAGAUUGAUGCACUUACAAGUGAAAAACUGAAACUCCAGAAAGAUUUGGAAAGCAGGCCCACACAAGAGGAUUUAAAACUUCAAAAACAACAAGUGAAGAAACUGGAGAAAGCCCUUAAGAAAAAAAUCAAAUUACAGGAGCUUAUCAGUACAAACACUGAGGAUACAGAGAAAAAAGAUGAACCCAGCAAAGAAGACCAUCAACGGGCCCUAAUUGACCAGAGAUACUUUCAGGUGCUGUGUAGCAUCAAUUCAAUUAUUCACAAUCCAAGAACUCCAGUAAUAAUUUAUAAACAGAGCAAAGGAGGAGCCCAAAAUUUUAGCAAAGAUCUCAUUCAUGAUUGUGGAUUUGAGCAUCUUGUUCCUAUAAUAGAAAUGUGGGCAGAUGAACUGACAUCCCUAAAGGAUUUGUAUAAGUCCUUGAAAAUACUAUCUACAGAAGUGGUGCCUUGGCAUAAUUUAAAGAAACAGGAUGAAAAUGAAGGUAUUAAAGUUGAAGAUCUGUUGUUUAUGGUGGAUACAAUGUUGGAAGAAAUUGAAAAUAAGGAAAAGGACAGCAAAAUGCCAAACUUUCAAACUUUGCAAGCUAUUGUCUCUCACUUCCAAAAGUUAUUUGAUGUGCCUUCUUUAAAUGGAGUCUAUCCCCGAAUGAAUGAAGUUUAUACUAGACUUGGAGAAAUGAACACCGCUGUGAGAAACCUCCAGGAACUCUUAGAAUUAGAUAGUUCAUCCUCAUUGUAUGUGCUGGUAAGCACAGUUGAAAAAUUGUGUAGGCUGAUUAAUGAGGAUAUGAAUGAGCAGGUUAAGCAAGUGUUAGGACCUGAAGACUUCCAAAGCAUUAUCAACAAAUUGGAAGAACAUGAGGAAUUCUUCCCAGCAUUUCAGGCAUUUACUAAUGAUCUACUUGAAAUCUUAGAAAUUGAUGACUUGGAUGCCAUUGUACCUGCAGUAAAGAAAUUAAAAGUACUUUCUUACUGAAAACAAAUCAAAUCAUUUUUUGCUGUGUAAAUUGCAUUCUUAACAUUCUAAGUAUUUUGUAGAAUUGAUCUUAUUUUGUGAUAAGGGUUAUAAAAUGUAUUUGUUCUCAGAAAUCAUCUUAAUAUUGGGUCAUUCUCCAAUACUAAGAUUCUUUUAUAGAAAAGAACUGCUAAGUUAUUAAAGUAGUAACUUAACUUGAGAUCCUUUAAUCACUUCUUAAUAAUUCUGGAGUGCUUAAAAUUUAAGGUUAUUUUAAGGUAGAGUUUUUAAGUAAAAGACCCAGCGAGAGAGAGAGAAUUGCAAAUAGAAAAGUUGCAGUGAAGUUGAAGGUUUAAUGACCUUUGUGUCAGGGCAAAAGGAAUGCCCCUUGCUUUCUAAGUCCAGCCAGUAGCAAGCUACUACUUUCCUGGCAAGGAUUAAUUUGCACAUUUUACUAAGAUAUCCCUCAUGGUAGUUGCCCUUUCAAAGCUGGGGAAAGAAAAGGAAGAAAAAAAGGUUUAAUCUUAGUGUUAGAAUAGGAAGUAAAUCAUAGGGGUAAGAUAAAAUAGAUGAGUAAAUAGAAGUCCCUCAUUUUAAAUGUCUUUUUUUUUUUUUUUUUGCAA